Molecule: messenger RNA, 841 nt
Organism: Dermacentor albipictus
Lineage: Eukaryota; Metazoa; Arthropoda; Arachnida; Ixodida; Ixodidae
Source: RefSeq, a predicted model, not a curated record
CUGGGAUACGGAGCGAUUGUCGCCAACCGCUCCCGGUAGUCGACGUACAAGUGUGUUGAGGUCUAGUCUCCGCUUUGGGUAGAACGCAGGAAGACUAGGAGCUGCCAUCCAGAUGGGCAACGUCCAACUGCCUUCCAGCGGCCGGAGAACUCUCCAGGCGGUUACCAUGGUGCUGAUGGCCCUGGAGUUCAUCCUCGCCAACGCUCUUCUCGAGGAUGAAAUGGCGGCCCUCUCAUCUUCUGGGUCCACGUGGAAGGAACCCGAAAAACGAAACACAUGGUGGUCCAAGCGCGCCAAUGCGAAGGAAGCCGGUAAGCGGAUGAAUGAGCCCAGCUUCGAAGUGGAUCUACCGCUCUGCGCCCUUGUAGUUUCUGCGGCUGGUUGCUACGUGGAAACCUGCGUGCCCCUGGUGUUCGAGUGCGGCCGAACGUCGGACAACAAGUCCGCCUACGCCAAGUGCCGCAACGUGCACAGCGCCUGCCUCGCCCAAUGCGUGCGGAACCUGAACAGAGUCGGCGCGAACCUCCAGAAGUGACCGGCCACCCACGCGUUCAGAGAGUUGAAAGCAAGGACAAAGGGGGCACGCCGUUCUAACCGCGGCUACCUCCUCGUCCGAGUGGCGCCGAUCCUCGCAUGACGUGCCAUCGCUCCCGUCCUUCCCUUCGUUGUUCCAGUCUGCAAAGAACGGAGCACUGUUGCCGACCCCGAAACAAAGGUUCUGAGCCUUUGGCGUUGACAACUAUUCUGUCUUUAGUUUCGGUCUUGAAAAGCAGCCGGCCCUCGUUGACCAGCGCAAAAAAAAAAGGCAAUGAAAGGCGAGAACUUUUUAGUCAAUAAAAGA